This is a messenger RNA of Racocetra persica, 331 nucleotides long. The record is from the annotation of a GenBank genome assembly. NCBI's taxonomy places the organism in Eukaryota, Fungi, Glomeromycota, Glomeromycetes, Diversisporales, Gigasporaceae.
AUGCCUUCUAAAAAAGCCUCUAAGAAAGAGACUGUAUCUGCAGGCAAAAAAGCACUUACGUCCUCAGAUAAAAACAACAUAGCUUUAAUCGAAAAUAAGAAGACCUAUAAUGAUCAGAACAAGAUUUACAAGAGUCAUGAUCCUGUUAAAAGCUUUAAUUAUAAUGAUAUUAAUAAAUCGAGACAUUCUCGUUCUCGAUUACCAUCUUCUCAAUCAAGAGAUUCUCUGUCAAGAUAUUCUUGUACACAUUCACGACAUUCUUCUUUACAAUGUUCAUAUUCACAAUAUUCUUCUUUACAAUGUUCAUAUUCACAACAUUUUUCUUUACAAC